Diatraea saccharalis (sugarcane borer) is the source of this 495-nucleotide messenger RNA. NCBI's taxonomy places the organism in Eukaryota, Metazoa, Arthropoda, Insecta, Lepidoptera, Crambidae. The record is from the annotation of a GenBank genome assembly.
AUGAAUGCUGCUGUGGAGCCGGUGCACAUAUUAGCCAGCACAUGGACGCCUCCUCUCUGGAUGACGACUAACCAAAUGUACAUUGGGAAGAACGAGCUGAAGAAGGAAUACUACCAGACAUAUGCUGACUAUCAUCUAAAAAAUCCGUUAUUAAUUUUAGAUUCACCAAUUUGGGGCAUCACGACGACUAACGAACCCAUAAAUGCCAUGAUGGAUUUCUUUAAAUUUAUCGGUCUCGGAUGGUCUCCUUUGAAACAGGAUCUCAAUCACAAUGUUGUGGGAUGGAUAGACUGGAAUCUAUGCCUCAACUCGCAAGGAGGUCCGAACUGGGUAGAUAACUUCGUAGACUCCCCCGUCAUAGUGUUCCCAGAGAAAAAGGAGUUUGUGAAGCAGCCGAUGUACUACGCACUCGGACACUUCUCCAAGUUCCUGCCGAGAGGAUCACAAAGGAUUAAAGUGACAGAAAAGUACUUACCGAGAUCAUCCCCAGUAUAA